GGUUGAGCUAUGGUAUGGCAUGUUUGUACUUUUGAUUGGUUCCUACCUGGAGCGGGAGAGGGUUACCUUGUAGGGACUAUCUGUAUCUGUUACUACCUGGAGCGGGAGAGGGUUACCUUGUAGGGACUAUCUGUAUCUGUUACUAGCCCCUGGCCAGAUGUCAGGGCAGUUGCCAAUUGGCUGUGAUUUUUUCUGUGGUUUUUCCAAGAAGCCUGGGCUGUCCUUAAGGCCUAUCAUGGCUGCCAAUUCUAAAAUGGAGUGAUUUAGGUCCUCUCAGUUUGACUGUAGAACACAGGUAUGCCUUCACUACUCUGCUUAUUUGUAGCCACAUUUUGAGAUUGGGAUUUUCAGAUUGAAGGGUCUUCAGGGGUCAGUGGAGCAUAGCUGUGUUACAGUGUUUGCUCACCAUUCAAAGGUCUCUAGGUUUGAUCCCCAACUCUUCAAAUCAACAGAACACCAAAUUAAGUGACUUAAGCUCAGAAAUGCUAAGUGGUUUUUUCCCUUACUAAGUGCGGAAGCUGACAGUGCCCUUCCCUGCAGCUGAGCUGCUUUGCCCAGCUGGGUCCCUAUGAACUGUGAGGUCCUGAGUCUGGUCCUGUCAACCCAGGUCUGUGAUAACAUAAAACCUGGGGCCUCCGUCCUUACCUGCUGCCCUUUUCACAGUCCUGUAGGUAACGGAGCCUGCCGAUGGGCUUGGCACUUCUUCAUGCCUUUUAGGUCAUGAUUGAUAACAGAUUGAGGACUGGAACCUUCUCCAGGGGACUUACCUUACAGGUGGUAUAGGGUGUGGUGGUUCUGACACCGUAUUUUAUAACCUAUCAUGGGACACAAAUUGAGAUCUACUAGUCAAGGACCUAGUGAUGAAAUCCCAAAGUUCGCCAGUUGUCAAGAACACGUAUGCCACUUAGAGGCCUCAGUCUAGUCGCUGUGACUGGAACGUGUGGAAGUGGGGGCUGAGAAUCCCACCCCGGAUGGGGGUUUCUCCCUCACUAUUCUUCUGAAUUAAGACCAGGCCAAGUGAGGUCAACUUCAAAACUUAACUUGGAUUGUUUGAAUGAAGUGGAUUGGUUCAGACCUUAACACUGUGCUUUUAAAGUUAAAAGUAAAAGCGCUUAUUAAGGACUUUGAGGUUAUAUUGCUAGGUUUCUCUUAAAAUUUUUGGUCUUUAGGCAGGGCAUGCCUUUAAUCCCAGCACUUGACAGGAAGAGGUAGGCAGAGUUGCGAGGCCAGCCUAGUCUACAAAACAAGUCCUAAGCCAGCCAGAGCCACAUAGUGAGACCUUGUCUUUGAAAAAUGAAGAAGAAUUGUUCUUGCUGUGAAAGUGUUGGGUUUUUUUUGUUUCCUUUGGCUGGGUUUACUUUUAAGUGAGACAGUGAAUUAGAGGAAGAUGAUGUACCUGGCUGUUUACCUGUGGACACCAUGAUCUCCUUAUUAACCAAUCCAAAGCAUCCACACUCAUGGUUUGAAUUUCCUUAAUGGAAUCUUAAAUAAAUUACCUAUACUUUUUGAUCUGGAGAGUUUCUUAAAAUUAAAGUUUAUCUUUGUAAAAACUUAAAACAGGAAAAAGAAGGGUUGGAGUCAUGUUACAUAACCACCAUUCUGAGUUCUGACCUCUUGGGAGGUGGUAAUUGUUUCCAGGGUUCUGAGGAGUCUUGCAAACCUGCCAGAUAAACUGGGCAGGAACCAAAGAAAAGGCAUUAUUUAGAAAUUUAUAUAUGUGGUAUUUUUAAACUUCUUUGCAUGUAACCUAUCUCAGUGCUUCCCCGCCCCCGUGCGGAGGUCACGUGAGUGUUUUGUAGACUUCGGUCUUAGGACUGUUCUAAGACCCCCAUUUGAUGUCUGAGGCCUGUACAUAGCCCUUGCUUUUUCAUAAAUGUAUGCUCCCAUGCUAUGAUGCUUUUCAGAAUAGCACAGUGGGGUUAAGGAAAAGGCCACGGGGAUUGAAUGCUUGCUGCGCCUGCAGAAGACCUGAGACCUGAGCUUGCUUCCCAGCACAUAUGUAGCGUGACUCACAAUCGCAUGUAACUAGCUCGAGGGGGAUCCAUUGCCUCAGGCUUCAUCAGGCACCUGCGUACAUAACCCCUGUGCACACAACUUAAAGUGAAACUAGGCGAAUGUUCAGUGUAGCCUGUUCCUGAGGCUGUACGUCCAUAUCUCACUUGCAGUAAGUGGCUUGGCGUUGCUCGUGUGGGAGGAUCCCCUGUUGAAAACCUGGUGUCUCAGCUUUUCUGAUGCAGUAUGUUGGCAUCAUUUGGAACUUCUUUUCGUCCCUCUCUUUUCAGUCCCCCACACCUUUCCCCCUUUUCCUUUCUUUAUUUUUCCUUUCUCCUUCUCUUGAGAUAGCAUCUCGUGUUCUCCAGGCUAGCCUCAAGCUCUGUAGAAGAGAACUGAGGGGCUUUAUGCUGCCCCCGCCUCAGGAGGGCGAGGUCACAGGUGCUUGUCCCCGUUGCUGGUGCGUGAUACAGUGGAUUGAACGGGGGCUUCCUUUAUGCUUGGCGGUCGUGCUUCCAUUUGAACUACUUCUCUAACAUCUCAGAUGGCACCAUGUCCCCUGCCCACAGGUCUGAUGCCCUUUCUAACUUAAGUCCUUGCCACACACUGUGACUCUGUCACAGCAACAGACCUGGGGGCAGUUUCCUUUUCCUCCUCACAAUUUCAGAGCAGCUCUUAGCAACUUAGGCUGGUGUGCUUUUCCUUCCCAAAGCCAAAGGCUUUUAACCUUUGCAUGGAAGGCUAUUUUUUUAGUGGGAACACACGCAUGCGCAUGUGCUUAUACUCUGGGACCAGAGCUACUAGAAUUUAAGCUCUGGGAUAGCACAUCUGCUUGUCUCUUAGUCCACUAUAGAGAAUGAUACUAGCUACAUAGAAUGCCAAGUAAUUUAAAAGUUAUGAGCUGUGUAUUUCUGGAAUUUCCUGUUUAGUUUUGAAACUACAGUUGAGCAUGGAUAACUGAAACCACUAAAACGAAAACUGAGGUAAAGGAUAGGAGUGGGUGGGGCCUGCUGUACAGUGCUCUGCUCAGCCACUUGCCCAGGGAUGAGUGCUGAAGUGCUUCUGUGUUUCCUAACCUGCUGCUGCUUUGACCCUUCUGUAUGCCUACUAGAGUCCCUCUGUGCUUCUAGAACAGUGCUGAGCAGUUCAGUGUCCAACAGAGUCUGCCUAAGUACCCUGCAGCUGGCCCUACAACCCAGAUGUUAGAGUCUGCAUGAAGAAAUCAGUGAUUUUUAUGAGUACAUGUCUCCCAGACCCGAGGAGGAGAAGAUGCGGAUGGAGGUGGUGAGCAGGAUCGAGAGUGUGAUUAAGGAGCUCUGGCCCAGUGCUGACGUCCAGAUAUUUGGAAGUUUUAAAACUGGCCUGUAUUUACCUACUAGCGACAUCGAUCUUGUGGUGUUUGGGAAGUGGGAGAACCUGCCUCUUUGGACCCUGGAAGAAGCCCUUCGGAAACACAAAGUCGCUGACGAGGAUUCCGUGAAAGUUCUAGACAAAGCAACGGUUCCUAUUAUUAAAUUAACAGAUUCUUUUACUGAAGUGAAAGUUGAUAUCAGCUUUAAUGUCCAGAAUGGCGUGAGAGCAGCAGACCUCAUUAAAGAUUUUACUAAGAAAUAUCCUGUCCUGCCAUACUUGGUUUUAGUAUUGAAACAGUUCUUACUACAGAGGGACCUUAAUGAAGUAUUCACAGGUGGAAUUGGCUCUUACAGUCUUUUUUUAAUGGCAGUCAGCUUCCUCCAGUUACAUCCCAGGGAAGAUGCUUGCAUCCCCAAUACAAACUAUGGUGUUCUCUUAAUAGAAUUUUUUGAAUUAUAUGGACGGCACUUCAAUUACUUAAAGACUGGCAUCCGGAUAAAGGAUGGUGGUUCCUAUGUGGCCAAAGAUGAAGUACAGAAAAACAUGCUUGAUGGCUACCGGCCAUCAAUGCUUUAUAUCGAAGAUCCUUUACAGCCAGGUAAUGAUGUUGGGAGGAGUUCGUAUGGGGCCAUGCAGGUAAAGCAGGCCUUUGACUACGCCUAUGUGGUGCUGAGCCACGCAGUGUCGCCGAUUGCAAAGUGCUAUCCCAACAACGAGACAGAGAGCAUAUUGGGUAGAAUAAUUAGAGUGACGGAUGAAGUUACCACAUACAGAGAUUGGAUAUCAAAACAGUGGGGCUUGCAGAAUAGGCCCGAGCCUUCAUGCAAUGGAAAUGGUGUUACCUUGAUAGUAGAGACGCAGCAGUUAGAUAAGUGUAAUAAUAAUCUGUCUGAAGAGAAUGAAGCCCCGGGAAAAUGUAGAAGUAAAGCCUCGGAGUCUCUUAGUAAACACUCUUCAAACUCUUCAUCAGGUCCUGUGUCCUCCUCCUCUGCCACACAGUCCAGCUCUAGUGACGUUGAUUCUGACGCAACACCAUGCAAAACCCCCAAACAAGUGCUCUGCCGCCCACCCACUGUCAGCCGGGUAGGCUCACAGGAUGUCUCCUUGGAGGUCUCUCAGGCAGUUGGGAAAAUGCAGAGCACCCAAACCACCAACACGGCCAACAGCACCAACAAGUCACAGCAUGGAUCAGCAAGGCUCUUCCGUUCUUCCAGCAAAGGCUUCCAAGGUACAGCUCAAACCAGCCAUGGUGCCUUGAUGACAAGCAAACAGCAUCCAGGCAAAUCCAAUACUCAGUGUUACCAUGGCAAAAAGAGGAGACACAAGAGGGACGCGCCCCUCUCAGAGCUUUGUAGGUAGUCGGCGCUCUGCGACGGACUGUCUUCUGUGCGCAGUGAUCUCGUGCUCAGGACACUUGCACAGGGACUCCUGGGACGGCAGGAGCCUCACACUGUUCAGACGUUGAUUUAGCAACUGCGUUUUUUCCCAGCUCGCCACGGAAUGGAUCAUGAAGACUGACAACUGCAAAAACAAAAAGCAAGCAAAACAGGGGGAAAAGGCUGCUUAUGCGAUAAGUCAUGUGCUACAACAGGGUCAUUCUAAGAUUCUAAGCUUGAAUGUAAAGUAAAUCUCUCUCUCAUUGGCUCUAUGCAGAGUUAUAGGGACUAGUGCUCAGCGUGGGUAGCUGUAGGGACAAAGAGCAGUUCCAGGAGAUGGGUGGGAAGGUCGGCAGGAGCACCUCAUAGGUAGGAAGUCAGACUCCAAGAGCGAAAGUGAUUUGUGCAUGGGUUUUUUUUUUUUUAAAUAAUUUUGCAUAUAUUUGCCAUUUUAUUGUGUGUAUAUAUAGAAGACCAUAUAGGAAAUUGAUAUUUGUAAUAGUGGAUUUGUUAAUACUUUUUACAUAACAUUACUAUUUGAAUUGUAAACAGAUUUUUUUCUCAGGAUUAGUUUGAAGAAUAAUCUGAGUUGUCAUUCUAACACAUGCAGGGAAGUGAUUAGCUCUGGUCCUGUUUGUUUUCUUCAGCAUUGAAAUGACUUCAUAGAACCCUUGUGACCUGCUUCAAAAUUCUUUCCUCUCUAAAGAAAAGGUUUAUGGUGGCAAAUGAUGUUUAUUUUAUUUUGUAAAAAAGAGAAAAUGUACUAUGUACUUGUGUAUACACUGAACACCCUCUAGUCAUCUCAGAGUUAAGGCACCUGCUCUAAGUGCUGCUGUCCUCUGGGCGCUGGGCCUUAGCAGGACUUGUGUGUGUUUCCUAGCAGUCUUUUUUCCCCUCCCCUACUCUUCCCCAAAGGAAACAAAAGGCCUCCCUGGGCCUGGGCUGUUUCUGUCACAGUGCGACCGACCGACCUCUAGCUCCACAGCCCUCGCUCGGCUCGCUCACUCACUCGCUCGCAUGCUGGCUCCUCUGACCCUGCGUCCCGUCCUGUGUGCUUGUGGUGUCCUCUCUCAUUCUUUUUAGGUUCAUGCUUACUACUGUGGGAGAGUAACUGUAAACAGCUUUAAUUAAAUCAUACUUAUAAAAAAACUAUUUUCUUAUACUCCACUUUAUGCUUUUGGUAUUGUUGAUCUUUAAAAAUUAAAUGGUCUUUGAUAAUGGAUCGAUUUUGUAUUGCCUUAUUAAGACCAAAUACUUCUUGUCAUCCCAUUCUUUAUCCUCUCCUUUAAUGGAAUUGCUGUCUUUAAUUAAAACUUUGUAAACACUGGCUUGUUUUAAUCAUCCUGUAACUUUUGGCUGUGGUCAGCUAUAAGUGCAACCGUGUAAUCCUGUUACUCAUCGCCUGCUGAGUCCUGAGACUCAGGUGGGGUAUUUAACACGAUGGAUUGUACGCUCUGCUCGCUCGUCAUCAGAGUGGUCUUAGGAGGUGAAAGCCCUCCUGUCUGUCCAGCAUCGGUGUGUGUGUGGCUCUGUUCAGUACGGCCAUUUCCAAGAUGGAUUCUUUUAUAUGUGUGUGUGUGAAGUACUGUUGGCUUUUAGGGGUUUCUUUUCUAUUCACAUAGGAAAUACUGAAGACCAAUCAGACCAUUAAUGGACACUUAGUGAAACUUUUUAUAAUGAGAAUAAUGCUAUAAAGUAAGACCAAAACCGGUGUCAUCACUGAAAUUAACAAUUUUCAAUAUGUUCAUAUUUUAAUUUACAAUGGGGGAAAAUGUGUUCCACAACUGGAAACUUACAGUACUGUGUAAACGGUGGACGAUUUUAAUGUGAUGUUACUUUGACUGUUUUCAAUUUUAGAGUCACAUUUUAUUCUGAUCAGAGUUUUUAUCAAGAUGUUGAAGUUUUGUUGUUUUGAAACUAGUUUGUCAUAACCUAUUGUGCGUAAUCACAGUAUUUAUUUUGUAGGGCUUGUGAAUGUGUAGACUUAUGUUUACUGCUAAGGGAACAAUUAUUUAUAAAAUAAUAUUAAAUCCAGUAUUAGCUGCCUAUUUCAGACACUUAACACCUGCAGAGAUCGGUGUUACAUUUACCACACUGGUUUUUUUUAAAGAAUCACCCUCAUUGUCGGAAGCAAAUGUACUCUUAGGUGGGGUUUUAGUGUCCAGUACGCAUGUGAUUAUAUUACGGUGGUAGCGGGAAGAUAAUCUUGAUUCCAUUGGGAAUCUUAGGUUUUCGUAAAUUUAUUGGGAAAAUAGUUUUUCCUGUACUGCUGACGUUUCUUUUUGGUAAACAGUAUCUUUCUAAAAGAAAAAAGCAUGAAGGAGAAUUGAGGUGUGUAUACAUUUCCCCAGAUGACAGCAUUGUAUUCGUGAGUACUGUGUAUCUGGACUGAGCAGCGAGCAACGCUGUUCAUUUUUCAAUCUGAAGUAAAAUACUUUGAAGAACUUUCA
Messenger RNA from Rattus norvegicus (Norway rat), 7171 nucleotides. It is a transcript of the gene Tent4b, whose product is annotated as terminal nucleotidyltransferase 4B. Gene Ontology annotation, molecular function: poly(A) RNA polymerase activity. Gene Ontology annotation, cellular component: nucleolus; cytoplasm. Gene Ontology annotation, biological process: polyadenylation-dependent ncRNA catabolic process. NCBI's taxonomy places the organism in Eukaryota, Metazoa, Chordata, Mammalia, Rodentia, Muridae. The record is from RefSeq and is a predicted model, not a curated record.